Bathycoccus prasinos is the source of this 1884-nucleotide messenger RNA. RefSeq lists its product with no specific name. The record is from RefSeq and is a predicted model, not a curated record. Lineage: Eukaryota; Viridiplantae; Chlorophyta; Mamiellophyceae; Mamiellales; Bathycoccaceae. The transcript has a single exon. Gene Ontology annotation, biological process: error-prone translesion synthesis; DNA-templated DNA replication. Gene Ontology annotation, molecular function: DNA binding. Bases 1 to 1884 code for a protein of 627 amino acids. Gene Ontology annotation, cellular component: epsilon DNA polymerase complex.
AUGGGGCAACAAACGCAACAUCUCCGACCGAACGAAAUCAACGGGUUAUUCCAAAACCAGUCGUUAACGCUGGAAGCGAAAGCGAUGAGAGCGUUAACCGCUCUCAUUCAAAAGAAAGAGUUCGACUCCCGAGAGAAGGAAGAGGAUUACGUGGAGGAUAUUUUAAACGCUUUGGACGGGAAGUGCUUGCAAACGAGCGUGGUCUCGGAGGAGAUCGCGCGGGAGGCGGUGGGCGAGAUGGAGAGGAAGAAGGAGAUUGAAAACGUGAUAAAUCGUGAUGCGCCGAUGGCGGUGGACGAAGAAGACGGAGAGGUAGGAGAAAAAGAAGAUGAUGAUGAUGUUGAUGUUGAUGAUGAAUCGGACGACGAGGACCGAGCGAACCAAGAGAGAUUGCAAAACGAACUCCGGGACGAAGCCAUCGUCGUGUGCGACGCGUUCGCGCACGCGCCUCGGUAUCAGUACGACGAAACGAGAAACGUGUUUGCGAAAAUCGACCAACCGGCGACGAUGGACGCCGAGGCGGAUUCGAAAAUCAACGUCUAUCGGGAACGGUUUCAUUUGUUGAGGCAGAGAAUGAGCAGGCACGAGAGUUUUACGAAACCGGCGUUUGGGAAGAAGAAAAAAGGUAACGAAGAUGCGAGUACGAACGCGAAUAACACGAACGAGUUGACGCCGCUUCGAUCGUUGGUCGGUCAGUGUUACGGGCCGAGAGUCGUCAUGGGAUGUUUGUCGCAAGUGGAAGACGGUAUUUUUCACUUGGAAGAUCCGACUGGGUCAAUGAGAAUUGAUUUGACCGCGGCGGCGGCGACGAGUGGGAUGUUUUGCGAGAAUUGCGUGGUAAUUGCGACAGGAGAAGUGAGGAAGACUGACGGCAUUUUUGAAGUGUCCGCGUUGGGCCAUCCACCGGCGGAGACGAGAAGGAAAACGCUGGAAGCGACCAACGCGACGGAUUUUAUGGGCGCCGCGCAAGGUGGAAAACACGUCGCGCUGCGACCGAGAGAUUUAGACGAGUUGAUCAAAACAGAAAAGAAAGCGAAAGACGAACGAUUCGUCGUCAUUUCCGAUUGUUACUUGGACGAUUCCAAAUGUUUGAGACGAUUGAGGAAUAUUUUUGAAGUGUACGAUCAAUCGCCGAAACCGCCCGGGUUGUUUGUGUUUAUGGGGGAUUUCACGCGAGUACCGUUUGGUCCGACGAAGUAUGAUUUCGCGUCGUACACGAAAUCGUUCGACCAGUUGGCGGAUUUGUUGGACGAAUACCCGUCUAUUCGCGAAGAGUGUCGCUUCGUGUUUGUCCCCGGGCCGGGCGAUCCCGGAAAUACGAGCGCCUAUCCAAGACCAGGAUUGCCUGCCGCGUUGAGAGGUCAUAAAAUCACCGCGUGCUUGCAAAAAGUAGAGUUUGCGUCUAAUCCGUGUAAGAUUCGAUGGCAUUCGCAAGAUUUGGUCUUUUUCCGAGACGAUUUACAAGCCAGAGCGCGACGAGGGUGUGUGUUACCGCCGGUGGACGAUUUGGGCACGGAGGAAGACGACGAGCGAUUACAGUUAGACAUGUCACCGAGAGAACGUGAACGACGAAAAGCAAUGCGAGAAAAACCUUUGUUCCAUCACUUGGCGAUGACUUUAGUUCAGCAAUCGCACUUAUCGCCGUUGCCGUUGACGCAAAUGCCGAUUUAUUGGGAGAGAGACCAGGCGAUGUGGUUGUACCCGGCGCCGAAUGCUAUUUUCUUAGGCGAUCGAUCGGAAACGCAGUGUAAAAUGACUGACGUGUGUGGUGUGGAAACGAUGAUGGUAAACCCAGGAUGUUUCGCGGACGAUGGGAGUUUUGCGAUUUAUAAUCCAAGCGAACGAGAAGCGGAUUUAUCCGUCGUGAGCGCCGCGGAGAUGUAA